AUGGCAUUAGAUCGAGCAGUUAAAGGCAAAAUAUCUUGCAAACGAGAUCCUGAACAAGAAAAAGCAGCACGAGAAUGGAUUGAAGCUGUUACUGGUGAAAAAUUUCCAAACAAUGAUUAUGAAGAAGCUCUUCAUGAUGGAAUUGUUCUUUGCAAAUUAAUGAAUAAACUUAAACCUGGUUCAGUAGCAAAAAUUCAUACAACUGGUAGUCCAAUGAAAUUACGUGAAAAUAUAUCCUUUUUUCAAGAUGCUGCUCAGGCCUAUGGUGUUAAUCCAAGUGAAGUAUUUCAAGCCGUUGAUUUAUUUGAUAAACAAAAUAUUCAACAAGUUACAACAUGCAUUUUUGCUUUAAGUCGUGUGGCUCAGAAGCAAAACUUUUCUGGACCCAAAUUAAAUUAUCAAACCAAAUUACCCGUUAAUGACUAA
Molecule: messenger RNA, 426 nt
Organism: Rotaria sordida
Lineage: Eukaryota; Metazoa; Rotifera; Eurotatoria; Philodinida; Philodinidae
Source: the annotation of a GenBank genome assembly